This is a messenger RNA of Orussus abietinus, 5379 nucleotides long. It is a transcript of the gene Vps15, whose product is annotated as phosphoinositide 3-kinase regulatory subunit 4. The record is from RefSeq and is a predicted model, not a curated record. Gene Ontology annotation, molecular function: ATP binding; protein serine/threonine kinase activity; protein binding. Lineage: Eukaryota; Metazoa; Arthropoda; Insecta; Hymenoptera; Orussidae. Gene Ontology annotation, biological process: protein targeting to vacuole; autophagy of peroxisome; late endosome to vacuole transport. The coding region runs from base 1117 to 5379 and encodes 1420 amino acids. The transcript is spliced from 18 exons. Gene Ontology annotation, cellular component: nucleus-vacuole junction; late endosome; phosphatidylinositol 3-kinase complex, class III, type II.
CUGCUGAUAUGACGGAAAAAAGGCCUCGCCAUAUGCGAGUUUGAGUCACGCCGUCUGAAUAAUCGCAAGGAGACUCUUUGUUCGCCAUUAAAACCGCCGGCGGAAACGCGGCGAUCGUUCACCGCUGGUCAGUAACUCCGGAAUUACUUUUCCUCCUUUUUCCCCUUUCCUAGAUUUCUAGAAAUCGUCCUCGACGAGCCCCACGAGAAUAUCAAGGCGAUCCCUAUGAAUAACCUUAUUGAGAAUCAUUUCCAUGAAAGGGUUUCAAGGGCUUUGCCAGUCUUCCCUACAAGUGUUUUUACUGCGUUAUAUUACCCCGAUGGAGACGUCGCGAUGUAAAACGCUUCUGGUUGCAUGCGGCAAAUAUAUGCCGAUGUAAUUCUAAGGAACUCGCAAUUCAGUUAUUGCGAGGUCUUAAGCAAGAGUAAAAUAAGCCAGGAUCGGAGUAAACUCUCGAAGUGAAAGUAAUUCUUAAGACCGAGUAGCUCUUACGGGAACAUGGCACAUUUAUUCUCCCAUAUACGUGCAUUCGUACCGUUAACACACUACAAUAAAUUGCGCUCGUGUGUAACAUCUGCAAGGCGAUUAAAAAUGGCUCUGGAAACGAGUUCCCUCGCUGCGUAGGAAUGGAUAUGGAAGAGGAAUUUUUUUCAAUUACUUUUGCGCAAUGACACUUGUCCCUACAAGGAUAGGUGAAAAGGAUUGGCGUUAAAAAUCUCUGAUAACGCGUCUCUAGAAUUUAUCGCGAACGAUAUGUAUCCGCCGCCAUCUUGGAAACUUAAAAAUUUCCCGAAGAGUAUCUUAAAAAUGAUUUCAGUGCACGAAUCUAAGGAGAAUUAUUCGUUUUGGUUAUUUACUGGAAUGUUUUCCGCAACAUUGUGCACGUUUCGAGACUGGAAACGAGGUUUCCCGUCUUCUGGAAUUAGUUGUUUAUGAUCUAGGAGAAAUAGCGCGUCCCUUCGCGCUCUGCGCCUAUGUUGAACAGCUGACGACUUAACCUCACUUUUUAUUCCCACUCUAUCGCGACAGAUGACUUCCCAAGGAAGAUUAACCUCGUUUUUGAGGACGAUUCGAAGGUUUCAAACGUGAGGUCAAUUUAAUAUCUGAGGAGUAAAAAUGGGGAAUCAACUGGUCGGAAUUGCUCCCAGCCAGAUAUUUCCGGUCGAACAUUAUUUGACUGAUCACAGUGAUCUACUGUUUGAUGUUAAUUUGGGAAGCACAAGAUUCUUCAAAGUGGCUCGAGCUAGAAGUCAAGAAGGUUUGAUCGUAGUCAAAGUCUUCGUAAUACAUGACCCGACUCUGCCAUUGUCCAUGUAUAAAGACAAGCUGGAAGAGAUUAGAUCAAAGCUUGCUUCCGCGGUCAAUUGCCUGCCGUUCCAGCGAACGAUCUUAACUGAGAAAGCUGGAUUCAUUAUGAGAGAGUAUGUAAAGUAUUCACUGUACGAUAGAAUCAGCACAAGGCCCUUUUUGACUACUGUUGAGAAAAAGUGGAUAACGUUUCAAGUUCUCUAUGCUCUCCAUCAGGCUCAUAAGUUUGGUGUUUGCCAUGGGGAUAUCAAACUGGAGAAUAUAAUGAUAACUAGCUGGAAUUGGGUCUUGCUCGCAGAUUUUGCCAGCUUCAAACCAACGUAUUUACCGGAGGACAACCCUGCAGAUUUUUCAUAUUUUUUUGACACGUCUAGAAGGAGAACAUGUUACAUUGCUCCUGAGCGAUUUGUUAAGACUCUCUCUUCGGAAUUAUGUAAUACAAUGCUUUUACCGGAACAAGAAUUGAAAACGGGUGAUUUACAGCCAAUGAUGGAUAUUUUUUCUGCUGGCUGUGCAUUAGCAGAGUUAUACAACGAAGGACAUCCUCCGUUUGAUUUUUCCCAGCUUUUAUCGUACAGAAAUGGGGAGUACUCAGCUAAUAAACACUUGGAUAAAAUUGAAGACACAGGAAUACGCGAAUUACUUGGCUCAAUGUUAGAGCGAAAUCCUGCGAAUAGGAAAAGUGCAGAAAUUUAUUUAUCUCAAGCCCGAGGAAAGAUCUUCCCCGAGUACUUUUACUCAUUCCUGCAAUCGUACAUGCUGAUCUUUUCUGCUGCUCCGAUACUCUCUCCCGAUGAAAAGAUAAACAGACUGAAGAAAGACAUCGGGAAUAUUAUAAAUAUUUUAAAGACUGAAACCAGCGAACAAGCAAAAAGUGUUCAAGCCGAGAACGUGAAGAAUGGUCACGAAAGUACUACAGAUUCAGCGAUAUCCAGUAAAAAUGACACAAGUAAAACCGAAGAAACUGAGAGCGAAUCUUCUGGAAAGACUUCGCCUUAUCAGAACAAUCGAAUAAAUGUUUCUCACUUCUCAACUACAGAUUCAUGCACCAGUUUAGAAGCUGAUAUAGAGAAGACUGACUGCGAGAAGGAAAAGAGAGAGACUAAAUCCUGCGAUGGGUUGGAAGGCCUGGUAAUAAUAACACAACUUGUGACAUCGUGCAUCAGAGGACUGCACCAUUCUCAGUCCAAGUUACAAAGUCUGGAAAUAUUAUUGGAACUGGCCGAGAACACGUCCGACGAAACCAUCCUAGACAGAAUUCUUCCUUACAUAUUUCAUCUAGUCCAUGAUCCUGCACCCAGAGUCAGGGUAUCUGCGAUUCAUACCUUGACAAAAUGUCUGUACCUUGUCAAGUCUAUUCCACCCUCCGAUGUGAACAUCUUUCCAGAGUACAUUUUACCAGGCUUGUCUCACAUCACGCAGGACGACGCAGUGAUUGUGAGAGCUGCUUACGCAGAAAAUAUUGCUCAUCUGGCUCACAUAGCGUUGAGGUAUUUGGAAAAUUCCCAUUUGUCAAAUUUGGGCAACAACGAGGGACCCAGGCCAAGCUAUGACGGCGAACUGCAAACCCUACACGAAAUGGUGCAACAGUCUGUAUCGAUGCUACUCACAGACCCACAAAAUUUAGUAAAGCAGACGUUAAUGGAAAACGGCAUGAGCAAAUUGUGCGUAUUUUUCGGCAAACAAAAAGCAAACGAUGUAUUGCUAAGCCACGUGAUUACCUUUUUAAACGAUAAGGAAGAUAAGCAACUGCGAGGAUCCUUUUUCGAGUGCAUCGUGGGUGUUGCUGCUUACGUAGGUUGGCACUGUAGUCCGAUACUCAUGCCUCUUCUUCAGCAAGGACUUACAGACCCUGAAGAGUUUGUAACUACUAAGGCUAUAAACGCCAUGGCUACGCUAACAGAAUUGGGUCUUCUGCAUAAGUCUGCCCUGUACCAAUUACUCUCCGAGACCGUGGUGUUUUUGGUUCAUCCAAACCUGUGGGUCAGGCACGCCAUUGUUGGGUUUAUCUCGGCAGCUGCAAGAACGUUGAAUCUCGUCGACGUUCAGUGUAAGGUGCAAACAAUGAUACAACCUUACUUGAGGCAUUCUCUGAUACAAUUGGAGAAAGAAGUCUUGUUGUUGGAAGCUCUGGUUCCACCGAUUCCACGGAUAGUUUACGACUCUGUGGUAAAAUACAGCGACGUCGAGGAACUCUUUCAGGUGCUGGAACAGCGUCAGGUUGCCAGGAUAAAAGCCAUUACAGGAAUUGUGCCGCAGUACAAUGACAUGAGUACAUCUCUACGAAACCUCUUCAGGCGUUUGACCUCUGAAUCCAUGACGGAAGUAGUCGAGGACCAGCUGUUGGUCAUGAAGCCACAUUUAAUAAAAAUCAACAAGUACAGGAAUGCAGUGGAAGCCAAGAAUCAUGCCAGCAAACAAACGGAUGGGAAGCUGGAAUUAAAUACCAUGAAAGACAAGGUUCGCCACCACAUCGUGGUCCUGUAUCCUGAUACCAAAGGCGAUAUGGGACUGCAUGCUUACAAGAAAAUGGAUCGGAGGACUUCGGACACAGCAGCUGCAUAUGCCACGAUGAACCAAGAAUGGCGAACCAUGUUCGCAGCCCAUGAAAGUGCACAGCAUUCUUCUAUCAAAGCUUCCGAUAUGAUGGGAAGUGGUGGUUCAAGCCAAAGCAUACAUGGAGGUGACAUACACUUGUCUCCGCAGCACAGUCUCACCGAUAUGAACAGUAUCAACGAUCACUCUCUUCAUGAGCGGUCUUACAUUCAGUAUCGAUGUGCACCCUGUCGUUUAGAGGUGCGACAAUUGACCUACAGGAAACAGGAGCAACAUGCUGCAGCUCUGAGGGCUCAACACUGGGCUGAUAACAUUGCAUGGCAAAGUGGGUCGAGAUUGUUGCCAAGUGGGUGGAGACCACGUGGGAUUCCAGUUGCUCAUCUUCAUGAGCACAGAGCUGCAGUGAAUCGACUGGUUUCCAUUCCUGAUACAAGCUUGUUUGCCAGCAGCGCAGCAGAUGGCUGCGUCAGGAUCUGGGAUGCAAGUAAAAUGGAGGGAAGAAACGUCGCCAAUCGUUCCAGGCAGACAUAUGUGCAUAGAGGGGGUCCCCUGGUUGGCCUCGCAGUCUGCGAGCAGGGACAGUCCUUGGCAAGUUCUGCGAGUCAAUCUGGAUCAGUGUUCGUCCUUCGAAUCGAGCCAAACUCCUGUAAGAUGAAUGUCUUGUAUUCGCGACAGUUGGAUCUUCAGGAGGAAGGCUGCGCAGUUGACCUCCAGUACUUGGAUUUUGGCUCGCAGUCUGUUCUUGUAUACGCCACGUUGUAUGGAUCCUUGGUGGGCUGGGACCUCCGUAGUCCUGGGACCACGUGGCGUCUGGAGAAUGAUCUGAAACACGGGGUCAUCACUUCGUUUUGCGUAAACAAUUACCAACAAUGGUUGACUCUCGGCACGAGCUCUGGGGUCCACACUUGCUGGGAUCUGCGGUUCCAGCUGCCCAUCAGCAACAUAAAACACCCAGCCGGCGCCAGAGUCAGGAAAGUCAUCACGCACCCAACUGAGCACUCCUGGAUCAUAUCUGCGGUCCAGGGCAACAACGAGAUCUCAAUGUGGAACCUGGAGACGGGUUUCCGGCAAAUGGUACUUUGGGCAUCGAACGCACCUCCUUUGAGUCACUCUCAAGGUGGCCACAGCGUUUGCGCCAUGCAUUCAGGGUCUGUCGACAGAUCAGGGUUCUUAUUGGCUGGUGGAACAGACAUGAGAUUGAGAUUUUGGGACCUGAACAUCCCCAACGAGUCCUACGUCGCACUGCCUGCAGCGAACGACGCCAUUCCUCUGAACUCUUUAGUCUACGAGCAGCGACUGAUAGAUGGUACCAACGUGGUCCAGGAAGUGUUGGCAGCACCCCCAGGACUUACAUCCGGAGGAGGAGGCGCCAGGGUGAGGAGUUCCGAAGAGAGUGGUGGACAAGGGCCCGAAGCACCUCCUUCGGGUCACCACGACACUAUUUCAGCAGUGUCCAUGUCGAAUGCUUGCAUCCUCACUGGCAGUACGGAUGGCCUGAUACAAGUCUGGAAGUGA